AUGCCAAACAUCAAGUGGAACUUCGAUAAAGGUGAGCCAGAACCAGAGGUAGAAAAACCUGCCUGGCUUGAGCCGUUCGAUUGUAAUGGACGCUUCAAAGCGCGGUACGAUCUACUGCCCAUGGAAUUGAUUUUGAUUAUUUUCAAACAAAUUACCGCGAGUGAUCGCCUAGCCGCUGGCGCUACCUGCCGACGAUGGAUGGAAGCAUCCCACUACUAUGAACCGUUUCUCGACCAAAUCCAGUACCAUUUCGAUCGGAUAGAGUUCGGUGAUCAUGUCGGCCCUUUGAAGUACUUCAGCCAGGGUUUUCGUUACUAUCCGCGGUUGAUUUUCACCCAGGUCGACUUCAACAAACAUAGUGAUUUCUGGUGCAACCAUGGCCUAUGGAUAACCGAACUGACGCUGCGCUCGUGCAAAAUCAAAAAGAAGAAAUUUAUCUCGAUCAUGCGAAAUCUGCUGAACCUCCGGCGUCUUGAGCUGAUGUGCUGUGACGAAUUGUUCAAAUCGUGGACCUUGGAAUACAACACGGAGGAACCAAUGUUUCCAUUUUUCCUCUUCUGCCUGCGACAUCUGUCACUCUCUGGUUGUGAUUAUUUCAACGAGUAUCACUUCGAGCGCUUCAUUACCAUGGCACCGAAUCUAAGGUCGAUCGAUGUUUCCAACUGCUUUAUCAACCUGUAUCUGUCGAAACGAAUCACGAUGCUAGAUCGCGUCAUGAAACUGAUCAAUCGCAAUCGUUACCUCAUGAAGGAACUCAACCUGGCGGACACUCCGUGUGUUGAUGAUUUCAUAUGGCAUUGUUUGUGCGAAAUCGAAGAUCUUCAGUUGUCGCAUUUCUCGGUGGCGUACAGCGAUCGAGUACCAACGAAAGAUCCCGGCAUUAUUCGGUUCUUCAGUCUGCAAACCCAGCUCACCCAUUUAGAUUUGACAGGUUCAAUCGGGCUGAACGACGAAUGCUUGCAGAUUAUCAUAACCAGUUGCCCACUUUUGCACACCUUGAAAAUCCGAAGGUGUUGGUUGAUCAGUGACGAAGGGGUUGCGGAUAUGCACACAAUGCAGCAUCUCCAAGUGUUGGAUAUAUCUAACUGUGAACGCAUCAGUGACUAUGGCAUUAUGACGGGAAUAGUCGGCAAACGUCCUAGGAUAGUAACUGAACUCUAUCUGAAUCUGCUGAAUAAUUUGACGGAUUCUACACUGUACUAUAUGCUGGUUACAUUCAAAAACAUUCAGAUAUUGGAUUUGGAUAGUACAACGAACUGUGUUACGGAUGCCUCCAUUCAAUACAUUGCCUGUUAUCUACACAACUUGAAAUACCUCAAUGUUACCGCUUGCACGCAGUUGACAGAUGCUGGCUUCACCGGAAUCGAUCUUCCGCAGAAAACCUUCGCCAUAUGGGAUAUUGCGGAGACCUUCUCGAUCGAUAGGCUGAAAAAGCUUCGCAUAUUGAAGGUGUCGGGUUGCUUCAAAAUAACGGACUUUUCCCUGCGAUAUGCCUUCCGCUUUAUGGAACUGAAGGAACUCUCUAUUUCACGGUGUCAUCAGAUUUCGAAGCAAGGUAUCGAGAAACUAGUAACGAGUUGUCCUGCCUUGGAGUUCCUGGAUUUAAGUGAAUGCCAAAAUAUAAACGAUUACUGCGUGGAACUGAUAGCCAUUAACUUGAAACGGUUGAGCACACUGAAGUUAUCCAACUGCCCGCUGGUUAGCGAAGUCGGACUUGGUUUUCUUUCGGUCCACUGCAAAAAUUUGAAGUAUUUGUACGUUAGGGGAUGUUUUAAGCUGCCACCAGAUGUAAUGGAGCGUUUGUCUAAUAUUACAACGUUACGUCAAGUUUACAAAUCUUAGAUAGAGCUUUAGUGUCACGUCAAUUCUUAG
Molecule: messenger RNA, 1872 nt
Organism: Wyeomyia smithii (pitcher-plant mosquito)
Lineage: Eukaryota; Metazoa; Arthropoda; Insecta; Diptera; Culicidae
Product: F-box/LRR-repeat protein 14-like
Exons: 4
Coding region: 1-1842 (613 amino acids)
Biological process (GO): SCF-dependent proteasomal ubiquitin-dependent protein catabolic process
Cellular component (GO): SCF ubiquitin ligase complex
Molecular function (GO): protein binding
Source: RefSeq, a predicted model, not a curated record